Neocloeon triangulifer is the source of this 1403-nucleotide messenger RNA. RefSeq lists its product as uncharacterized. The transcript is spliced from 6 exons. NCBI's taxonomy places the organism in Eukaryota, Metazoa, Arthropoda, Insecta, Ephemeroptera, Baetidae. Bases 57 to 1112 code for a protein of 351 amino acids. The record is from RefSeq and is a predicted model, not a curated record.
UCACCUCUUGUAGCCAUAGAAACAAAAUAAAGCUAGAAUAAUUGAAUGGACGUAAAAUGGAACCAACAGAAGAUGUUCCACAAAUUCAAAGUGCAACAUUGGAGGAUUUUCCUACAAGGGCAGUUUCAGAAUAUUUUAAUUCCACUUUCUGUGGAAUCUUCAAGAGCUCGGCACCUCAUCCCAAAUGGAAUAUUGUACCAAAAUCUUCUCAGCAAAAUUUGAUCGACACAUUAAUAUCAGAUGACAAGAAUAAAUCAGAAAUCAGGGAAAAGGAAAAUGAAUAUCAAGGAAAAGUAGCGCUAUUGGAUAAGCAGUGGGCCGAUGUGGGAGAGUUAGAAAGUCAUCUUAAAGAGGCUUUUCUUGAAACUGAAGAAAAAAUUGAAGACCUUCGAAAAUGUGAAUUGGCAAAUGGAAAAUCAGCAGCGUGUGAUGUCAAUGAUCUUUUAAAGGAAAUCGUCUGCUUAAAAAAACGUGAAGAAUAUUACGUGGAGGAUACCAAAAAAAUUACAGAUGCAAUACAAAAUAUGGAUGAGGACAUUGAUGCCCAAUCUCACUUUAUGGAUUUUGCAGAAAAAGUAGCUGCGGAGCAGACUUCAGUGUAUUCCUCAGGGGCAUUAUCUGUUUUACAGCAUUACGAGCGCUUAAAGAGUGCUCACAGAGAUGUAACAGUAGAGCAGGAAAAUACCUUAAUGAGGCUAGGAGAAUUAGGGCAGGAAAUGAAAAAAUUUAAUUCUUCAAGCUCGGAAAGCUUAGACGCUUUGGAGACAACAAUACAGGAAGUGCAAACUCAAGUUGCAAACCAGACUAUAGAAAACAAAGAACAAGAAAAACUUAUUACAACUCAGCGAGGGAAACAGAGGAUAAAAUUUGGGGAAGUGAAAAUUAUGGAGGACGCCAUUAGGUGCAUGUUUGAGGCAAGCUGGAAAAGAUAUCAUGAACCUAUGAGCGAGGCACCAAUAAAAAAUAUCAAACAACAAUCGGAAUACAUACAGCUGACAAUGGCAUCACUGGAAAAUUUGAUUUGCUAUUUGAAAAAAGCCAACCCAAAAUCUCGUGAAUCGGUUAGUCCGCAACUUUCAGAAAGUGAAACAAAUCCAAAGAACACAAAAUAAUCACAAAAUGGUACAUUGAUUUGGAAUCAUGAUUAACAAACUUGCAAAGAUUGCUUGUAUAGUUUUCUAUAUUUUACAUGAUUAUACAGCUUAUAGUGCUUUUGGCUUCAAUAAAAGUGAAAAAAAAAAACUAAAAUUUAACACUUAAAUCAUAAAUAAACAUCAAAAUAUCAGUUUAGAAUUCUGUAAAGCUCGAGACUUCCUUUGUUACUUGAAUAAAAUCAAAGUAUUAAUAUAUCAUUGAUAACAAACUAUAUGUUUGCCUGGAUUUGCACUGACUAAAAAUAAUGC